UCUAAAAUAUACAACAACACAAUUUACAGCGUCGCAGGUAGAAUCGUUGACAGAACUCAUGAAAAUGACAUCGACGAUCUCCUUGAAACGAAGAUUGGAGACCUGGAAUGGAACGGUGAAUUGGCGAAAGAAGCGGAGAACGAAUUAAAAACGCACUCGAAGACGGAUUCAAGAAAAGCUGACCUGAAGCUCGAAGGGACAGCUGAUGUCAAGGAUGAAAACAAAGAGCAAGCGCUUCUGGAACUCCUCCUACGCAUCCUUGGAGAAAACGAAGACAAAGUUCGCGGUAUUUCGCCAGGUUCACAAUAUGGAUGUGGCAGCUUGUACGAAAUGGAUUCACAAUAUGGAUGUGGCAGCUUGUACGAAGAAAUGGAUGAAGACCACUCUACCAGUCAGGUCAAGCUCGCUUGUCUCUUCCGUUGGACGCAUCUUGCC
This is a messenger RNA of Ostertagia ostertagi, 435 nucleotides long. The record is from the annotation of a GenBank genome assembly. Lineage: Eukaryota; Metazoa; Nematoda; Chromadorea; Rhabditida; Trichostrongylidae.